This is a messenger RNA of Coturnix japonica (Japanese quail), 2659 nucleotides long. RefSeq names its product thyrotropin releasing hormone receptor (gene TRHR). The record is from RefSeq and is a predicted model, not a curated record. Gene Ontology annotation, molecular function: thyrotropin-releasing hormone receptor activity. Gene Ontology annotation, biological process: phospholipase C-activating G protein-coupled receptor signaling pathway. Gene Ontology annotation, cellular component: membrane. Lineage: Eukaryota; Metazoa; Chordata; Aves; Galliformes; Phasianidae.
UAAAAGAAACCAGUUUUUCUUGUUGCUUACAAAAACUGAGGUAUAUUUUUUGACAGCUCUGAAGGGAUACUUAACAGUUCCCUGCAAAGCAGAGGAAAGUGCAAAUCACCGGCUCUUCCGCAAGGACACGGGGGAAACCAGAGUUUUAGAAAUCAGUUUAUUUUUGUUGCCAGUCAGUCAUCCCUUUGAUUCCAGGGUGGAUCGAUGUGAUCGAUUCGUGAGCCAUCUGAGAGCGGAGGAAAAGCAGCGGGAUGCAGCAAACCUGUGGAGCUUUACAAAUCGCUCUCCCUUUACUCCCCGCUGCUGUCUCCACCCUCGGCAACGUUGUGGCUCCUCCUGGAAAGCGGAGAUGCUGAAGGCAGCCAUGGCUGUAUCCACUCAGUCCCGUGCAGGGCUCCAGCCAGCUGGCAGUGCAGCGGGGCUGCCUGCUCUCCCUGCCUCCUCCUCCUCUACAGAGUGGAAAUCUCCACGUGCUGUGUUCUGACGAGCACCUCAAACCAGCUAUGAGAAAAGUUUUUUAGCCUGUGUGCAUGAACUGGCAUCUUGGAAGGACUAGCCUAUCUGGUAAUUGAAUUUGCAAAGUCCAGGUGCUUUCAGGGACCAUGGAGAACAUGUGCUGAGACCAAGCAUCAGGCAGGAGCAGCAGCGGGCUGGUGAAGAUGGAGAAUGGCACAGGUGAUGAGCAGAACCACACUGGGCUGCUGUCAAGUCAAGAGAUCAUUACAGCUGAAUACCAAGUGGUUACCAUCCUCUUGGUCCUCCUCAUCUGUGGACUGGGCAUCGUGGGCAACAUCAUGGUGGUCUUGGUUGUCCUCAGAACCAAACACAUGAGAACUCCCACGAACUGCUACCUGGUGAGUCUGGCUGUGGCAGAUCUCAUGGUGCUUGUGGCUGCAGGACUACCCAAUAUCACAGAAAGUCUGUACAAAUCCUGGGUGUACGGCUACGUGGGUUGCCUCUGCAUCACUUAUCUCCAGUACCUAGGGAUCAAUGCUUCUUCUUUUUCCAUCACUGCUUUCACCGUUGAGAGAUAUAUAGCUAUCUGCCACCCAAUCAAGGCUCAAUUCCUAUGCACAUUUUCAAGAGCUAAAAAGAUCAUUAUUUUUGUCUGGUCUUUCACCUCCAUAUACUGUAUGCUCUGGUUUUUCCUGCUAGAUCUCAAUACAGCAGUCUACAAAGACACUACUGUUGUGUCUUGUGGCUACAAGGUGUCCAGGAGCUAUUACUCUCCUAUCUACAUGAUGGACUUUGGAAUAUUUUAUGUUCUGCCAAUGGUAUUGGCAACUGUCCUCUAUGGCCUGAUUGCUAGAAUACUGUUCCUGAAUCCCAUGCCUUCAGACCCAAAAGAAAACUCUCAGACAUGGAGGAAUGACACGGCUCACCAAAACAAGACUGUGAAUUCCAAGACGACUAACAAGAGUUUCAAUAGCACUAUUGCUUCUAGAAGGCAGGUUACCAAGAUGCUGGCUGUGGUGGUAGUCCUCUUUGCAUUUCUGUGGAUGCCCUAUCGAACACUGGUGGUUGUCAAUUCCUUUCUCUCCAGUCCCUUCCAAGAAAACUGGUUCCUGCUAUUUUGCAGAAUCUGUAUUUAUUUAAAUAGUGCCAUCAAUCCUGUAAUUUACAAUCUCAUGUCCCAGAAAUUCAGAGCAGCCUUCAGGAAACUCUGCAACUGCCAUCUGAAACGGGACAAGAAACCUGCCAAUUACAGUGUGGCCCUAAAUUAUAAUGUCAUCAAAGAGUCUGACCACUUCAGCAGUGAAUUAGAAGAUAUUACUGUCACCAAUACCUUUCUGUCCUCUGCUAAAACAUCCAUUGGUGACACAUGUUUGUCAUCUGAGGUAACAGUUAAUGCCUUUUAGUAUUUGGUGUGUAUUCCUUACAAAACAGCAUGCUGAUGUGCGCUGGGUGUUGCUGGGAUAGCUUUCAGGUGAGGCAGCACAGUGAGGGGAAGGGUAAGGCUGGUGGCGAUGACUGGCAUGCCACCAAACAGGACAAUGUCAUUAGUUUAUCUGCCUGGGUCUAGAAACCGGUGGUCUGAAAGCUCCUUAUGCUGGGCAUGCUGUGAUCAGAAGAACAUGAAGCAUGCUGAAUGGUGAGGAAAAAUACACAGGUUAAGCCUUACUCCCUGACAAGCAGAGGGCAGUGGUGCAGUGGGGCAUUUUCUUGUGUGUCACCUUUUGGAUCCAGCUCGGGGUUAACUAACCUGGUGACACCAUGCAGCCGGCACAAAAAGAAGACAUAGAUGUCCCUCACAGCAGUGCUGCAGUCCUGCAAAGGCAUGCCCAUUUCCCAGCUAGACGCACCAUCUCCAUAUGCAGCACAUCUCUCUAACCCAGCUCUCUUCAUAUGAUGGUGCAUGUUGCUGUUUCCAAGAUGCUUUUUUUUAUGCAGUAGUGCUUAGCUGUUCAUAAGUCCAUGUACAUAAUGUCUUUCAAAAUAGAUAAUUCACUGGGCGACUUAGGUUUUAAUUUGUUUGCAGAUGCAAUGAAGAUGAAAGACAUACUUGUUCUGAGUAUACAGUCAUACAGAUCCUUCAGAUGAUCUCUUUGCACCGAAGUAUAACUACAAAGGCAUUUCUGUUCACCAACUAGCAGGAUUUACCACAUAUCUCUACAUACUUGUCAGCAACAUGCAAGAAAACACAGUUUCUUGGGGAGUC